ACCCCUUCGGCAGAUAUAAAUAAAGCCCUCGAGCGCACUGACUGACUAACAGACCAGACCUGCCCAUAGCGCGAAAGCUCUACUAAAAUUGUGAAGCCCGAGCAGCACAAACUCGUCUUACGCAAAUGUCAGUCACUCUGCACACAAAUCUGGGCGACAUCAAAUGCGAGAUUUUUUGCGACGAGGUCCCCAAAACCGCCGAGAAUUUUUUGGCACUAUGUGCCAGCGGUUAUUAUGAUGGAACCAUAUUUCAUAGAAAUAUCAAAGGGUUUAUGAUACAAGGUGGAGACCCAACAGGUACAGGCAAGGGUGGAACUAGUAUAUGGGGCAAGAAGUUCAAUGAUGAGAUAAGAGAGUCUCUAAAGCACAAUGCUAGGGGAAUGCUAUCAAUGGCAAAUAGUGGUCCAAAUACAAAUGGAAGCCAGUUCUUCAUUAAUUAUGCGAAGCAGCCUCAUCUAAAUGGAUUGUACACUGUGUUUGGCAAAGUGAUCCAUGGGUUUGAAGUUCUUGAUAUCAUGGAAAAGACUCCAACUGGACCUGGGGAUCGACCUCUUGCUGAGAUCAGGCUCAAUCGAGUGACCAUUCAUGCUAACCCGCUUGCUGGGUAACCUGGAAUGUUUGACUAGUGGCCAUGACCUUUUUUGGAGGUCUUGUAUUCAGGAUUGUACGCUAGCAAUGAGUUGCAGUAUGCGUUUCUCGUGUGCUGUUAUCACCGGCAGAAUAUGUAUAGCCCAUUCUGGUCACUUUGUAAUGUGACUUUUGGAUCUGGAAUUUUAGAUUUAUAGUUCUGGAGGGAUGCUAUUUGAUGACAUGAUAAUAUCACUCAAAUUAACAAAACUUGUAUUUUCUGUGCGUGUUUGUUUCUUUUUGGCCUGAGCUUUUGGGUUUCUAUACCUUUCCUGCUCAUAAUGAGCAUAAUUUGUUAUCUGGCAAAUACGUGAACAAGUUUUUGGUUCAUGUUUUAUCGUUUCAAAAUAUUAUUUGCGUAAGUGUUGAUA
This is a messenger RNA of Prunus persica (peach), 998 nucleotides long. RefSeq names its product peptidyl-prolyl cis-trans isomerase CYP18-1. Gene Ontology annotation, biological process: protein folding; protein peptidyl-prolyl isomerization. Gene Ontology annotation, molecular function: peptidyl-prolyl cis-trans isomerase activity. Gene Ontology annotation, cellular component: catalytic step 2 spliceosome. The record is from RefSeq and is a predicted model, not a curated record. The transcript is spliced from 5 exons. NCBI's taxonomy places the organism in Eukaryota, Viridiplantae, Streptophyta, Magnoliopsida, Rosales, Rosaceae. The coding region runs from base 126 to 608 and encodes 160 amino acids.